Messenger RNA from Paraphaeosphaeria sporulosa, 530 nucleotides. RefSeq lists its product as uncharacterized. The record is from RefSeq and is a predicted model, not a curated record. NCBI's taxonomy places the organism in Eukaryota, Fungi, Ascomycota, Dothideomycetes, Pleosporales, Didymosphaeriaceae. The transcript has a single exon. Bases 91 to 363 code for a protein of 90 amino acids.
UGCCAAGCAAAUUGCGCCAACCUCAGCGUGAGCCUACUUGAAACAGCACAUUGACCCGGUAGAUCGAGCACAUGCAGGGCUGCGCUCUUGAUGUCGUAUGUUCGACCAUGUGCAAGCACCUGGUCGGCAAAGAGCGGUAUCAAUGGAUGCUUGUCGCUUAUGCUUGGAUUGUCUGCGCUGCAUUGGACUUUGUUCACUGCGUUGCUACGGAUCCAACUGCUGGCACAAUUCAGCUCUAGCCAACAGCACGCCUUAGUUCCAAGAAUCGCCAAUCACAGUAACAACACCCCAAUGUCUGAUGUAUGGAUUUCCAACCUCGUUGUCUUUCCAGUUGUCUUUCCAGGAGCCUUCUUCCGAGUAUAACAUCAUGAAUAGCAUUGAACAAUCAUGUGUCUGAACAACGCAGAUCUAGGAAUUUUGUCAUGCAAAGCUGGAAAGCCACGUGCGUCCAACGCUAUGGGAACGGGCCUCACCAUCAGACGAUUUUGGGGCACAGUGCAACAGUAACACUCGAAGCUCCCCACUGACCA